CCGCUUCUCAGAGCGCAAACUCACUCUCAUCAGCAUCUUCUCUGCAGUUUCGCAGCUCGGAGACGAGUCAGGAUGUUUUACUUUCACUGUCCGCCUCAGCUGGAGGGAGAGUGCUGUCGCUCCAACACACUUAAUUCAAGUGGAUUUGCCAAUCACGCCCCGGCAGAUUUUGACGAUGGGUUUCUACGCAGGAAGCAGCGCAGAAACAGAACAACAUUUACUUUGCAACAGUUGGAGGCUUUGGAGGCUGUCUUUGCCCAGACUCACUACCCGGACGUGUUCACCCGCGAGGAGCUGGCCAUGAAAAUCAACCUGACCGAGGCCAGAGUGCAGGUUUGGUUUCAGAACCGCAGAGCAAAGUGGAGGAAGACUGAGCGGGGGAGCUCUGACCCUGAUGUUGGGAAGGAGCAGAUGAGUGAGGGCUCUCCAUCAUCUCGCAGCAUCAACUCUCAGUCCCCUGUGGAUCAAGGAAGAAAACAAAAAGAACCUCUGGAGAUGCAACAAAGUAUCAACAGAACAGUGGGUCCUGGCGCUCCAUUCUUCCCAUCCUGUAUACCAAGCACACUCCUGAACUCUGCCACCUAUGCCCAGGCCCUCUCACAAGUUGCUACGCUGAAAGGCAAUGGCUUGUGCUCUUGCUGUGUUUCUGACCCCAUGGGCCUAUCCUUCCUGCCACCUUAUGGUUGUCAGGGCAACCGAACAGCCAGCGUGGCUGCCCUGCGCAUGAAGGCCCGUGAGCACUCAGAGGCUGUGCUGCAGUCUGCAAACCUUCUCAGCGCAGCAGCCGGACCUGGUUCCAGCAUAGGUGUUCUUUCUGGAGUUGGUGUUAGUACAGCCGGGGUGGUGAGGCCAACGGUGGGUCCUGCCAUGGAAGUGCCCGGUGCUGGCAUAAGAGGGGGAGACAGCUCCAGUCCCAGCACAGCCACAAAAGUCCCAAUCCUGGUUGGCAGUUCUGACAAACACCCUCACUGCUCCAAGGAGCCACUGGAGAAAAAAUGAGGCGCUGGACGCAAACGUGGAUGUAUUAAUAAUCUGUGUGACUGUGCCUGUUAUUCUCUACUAUACUUUGAUGAGCAACUAAGCACAACUUCUCCUGGUUUGGCUGACUCCAAAAACAUCCUGGAGCAGACUUUUCAGAGAUCACGUUGUAUGGAUGCAAACAUUAAAAUAUUUAUUUGACUGUAAAUUAUCAUUGUGAGAAACGGUGAAUAACUGGGGUCCUGUUACCCUCUUUAAAGCACAACUGUGGUCUGUCUACAUGCACUCUUGGACUCGAAUAGAUGGACUAACAUAGAUGCAACAUGUGUGCAACAAACGCCUGUUUGAUAAUGUGAAUUUAAAUAAUCCUGGUACCUCUUGUUUUCAUUAAGAGGACAGUUGCUUUUAUUGUGUUAAUGCAUGAAAACUGAGUGUUUACCUGAUGACAGGACUGAGAAUUUAGCAGCAUUUGAUGGUUAAUGAUGAGCUCAAACCUUCUCAUUGUUUGAUUUUAAAGUAAAAGUGCACUUUAAUAUUAAUCAGCCAUUUUUUUUAGUGUAAAUGUGUGUAGUUUGUUGAUGUGCGAAGGAAAGGAGGACAAGCAUGCUCAGCGACAGAGCAGCAGUUGUCUUACACUCUGUUAGCACAUCUGUAGCGCCAGCAGACAGGGAGCACGCCAGUCCUGUUGUGACAUGUUUUUUAAAACAAUUAAAGAUGUAGUUGCUCAUGUUUCUCUCCUGUUGCCUCUCGCUCCAGCCAUCUGUUCUGAUACAUUAUUUAUCAGCUUCUCUUAAAGCCAAGAGUGGAGAGCAAUUGUCUCUUAUUAUUUAUUUACUUUUAGGAACGCGCUCUCUUCC
Molecule: messenger RNA, 1835 nt
Organism: Melanotaenia boesemani (Boeseman's rainbowfish)
Lineage: Eukaryota; Metazoa; Chordata; Actinopteri; Atheriniformes; Melanotaeniidae
Gene: drgx
Product: dorsal root ganglia homeobox
Exons: 7
Coding region: 73-999 (308 amino acids)
Biological process (GO): regulation of transcription by RNA polymerase II
Molecular function (GO): RNA polymerase II transcription regulatory region sequence-specific DNA binding; DNA-binding transcription factor activity, RNA polymerase II-specific
Source: RefSeq, a predicted model, not a curated record